AGCCGGCAGCUCCUCCCUCAGCUCGCCGCGCCGCGCCUGUGGCAGGCGGGCAGCAUGGCGGCCGUGGAGAGCCGCGUCUGCGAGACGGCGGGCUGCAGCAGCGAGGCCAAGCUGCAGUGCCCUACCUGCCUCAAGCUGGGCAUCCAGGGCUCCUACUUCUGUUCUCAGGAAUGCUUUAAGGGAAGCUGGGCUACUCACAAGUUAUUACACAAGAAAGCAAAAGAUGAAAAAGCUAAACAUGAAGUUUCCUCUUGGACCCUGGAGGGUGACGUUAACACAAAUCCCUGGUCUGGUUAUCGAUAUACUGGGAAACUCAGGCCACAUUAUCCCCUGACACCAACGAGACCUGUGCCAAGUUAUAUUCAGAGACCAGAUUAUGCUGAUCAUCCACUAGGAAUGUCUGAAUCAGAACAGGCUUUGAAAGGGACCUCUCAAAUAAAAAUACUCUCACCUGAGGAUAUAGAAGGGAUGCGAGUAGUGUGUAGGCUUGCUAGAGAAGUAUUGGAUGUCGCUGCCAUGAUGGUGAAAGCAGGUGUGACUACUGAAGAAAUUGAUCAUGCUGUCCAUUUAGCUUGUAUUGCAAGGAAUUGCUAUCCUUCCCCUCUGAAUUAUUAUAAUUUCCCUAAGUCAUGUUGUACAUCAGUGAAUGAAGUGAUCUGCCAUGGAAUUCCUGAUAGGAGGCCAUUACAGGAGGGGGAUAUUGUUAAUGUGGAUAUUACUGUCUAUCGUAAUGGCUACCAUGGAGAUCUGAACGAGACGUUUUACGUUGGAGAAGUUGAUGAGGGUGCAAAGAGGCUUGUCCAAACAACGUAUGAGUGCCUAAUGCAAGCCAUCGAUGCAGUAAAACCUGGUGUUAGGUAUAGAGAACUGGGAAACAUUAUUCAGAAACACGCUCAAGCAAAUGGAUUCUCGGUCGUUCGGAGCUACUGUGGGCAUGGAAUCCAUAAACUUUUCCAUACAGCCCCUAAUGUGCCACACUAUGCCAAAAAUAAGGCGGUUGGAGUCAUGAAGCCAGGUCAUGUAUUUACAAUCGAACCAAUGAUCUGUGAAGGUGGUUGGCAAGAUGAAACAUGGCCCGAUGGUUGGACUGCAGUAACAAGAGAUGGAAAGCGAUCUGCCCAGUUUGAACACACUCUUCUGGUCACCGAUACAGGCUGUGAGAUCCUCACUCGGCGGCUGGAUAGUAUUCGUCCCCAUUUCAUGUCCCAGUGAUAGUCUAGACUGAGCAAGUGGAUCUGAACGAUACAUUUUUUCUUUUUUUUUUUUGUCUCUGUUCUAUGCAUUUUUUAAGAGUACAGAAUAGAGAGGAAUUUCA
Messenger RNA from Cygnus atratus (black swan), 1315 nucleotides. RefSeq names its product methionyl aminopeptidase 1 (gene METAP1). Gene Ontology annotation, molecular function: metalloaminopeptidase activity. Gene Ontology annotation, biological process: proteolysis. The record is from RefSeq and is a predicted model, not a curated record. Bases 55 to 1212 code for a protein of 385 amino acids. NCBI's taxonomy places the organism in Eukaryota, Metazoa, Chordata, Aves, Anseriformes, Anatidae. The transcript is spliced from 11 exons.